Messenger RNA from Leopardus geoffroyi (Geoffroy's cat), 2552 nucleotides. RefSeq names its product failed axon connections homolog, metaxin like GST domain containing (gene FAXC). Lineage: Eukaryota; Metazoa; Chordata; Mammalia; Carnivora; Felidae. The coding region runs from base 127 to 1437 and encodes 436 amino acids. The record is from RefSeq and is a predicted model, not a curated record. The transcript has 7 exons. Gene Ontology annotation, cellular component: cytoplasm.
UCGGUCGCCUCCGCCCGCGCCGCCCGCGCCCCCAGCGCGCCGCUGAGCCCGCGCCGGGCCGCGCCGGCCUCUUCCCAUGCGGGCGGCGCGGGCCCUGGGAGGGGCGCCCGCAGCCAGCCGCGCAGCAUGCACUGGGGGGUUGGCUUUGCCUCGUCCAGGCCGUGCGUGGUGGAUCUGAGCUGGAACCAGAGCGUCUCCUUCUUCGGCUGGUGGGCCGGGUCCGAGGAGCCCUUCUCCUUUUAUGGGGACAUCAUCGCUUUCCCUUUGCAGGAUUACGGUGGGAUCAUGGCAGGGCUGGGCUCCGAUCCCUGGUGGAAGAAAACACUUUACUUGACCGGGGGAGCUUUGCUGGCCGCAGCUGCGUAUCUGCUCCACGAACUCCUGGUCAUUAGGAAACAGCAAGAGAUUGACUCCAAAGAUGCUAUUAUUUUGCAUCAGUUUGCAAGACCUAACAAUGGUGUCCCCAGUUUGUCUCCUUUCUGUUUGAAAAUGGAAACUUACUUAAGGAUGGCUGACUUACCCUAUCAGCUGCUUUUAGUUAGUGUGUCUGGAGCAGCGGGCACACAUCUCACCAUGAAGCCUGAAGCUGUUACAGAGGCCUUCGAGGAGAAUUAUUUUGGUGGAAAACUCUCUGCUCAAGGGAAAAUGCCUUGGAUUGAAUAUAAUCAUGAGAAAGUUUCUGGCACAGAAUUCAUAAUUGACUUUCUGGAAGAGAAACUUGGAGUGAAUUUAAACAAAAACCUUGGCCCUCAUGAAAGAGCCAUCUCCAGAGCAGUGACCAAGAUGGUGGAGGAGCACUUCUACUGGACGUUAGCUUAUUGCCAGUGGGUGGACAAUCUCAAUGAGACCCGGAAGAUGCUCUCUCUUAGUGGUGGCGGUCCCUUCAGUAACCUGCUGAGGUGGGUCGUGUGCCACAUAACGAAAGGAAUUGUGAAGCGCGAGAUGCACGGCCACGGCAUUGGCCGCUUCUCGGAGGAGGAGAUUUACAUGCUGAUGGAGAAGGACAUGCGGUCCUUGGCAGGGCUCUUGGGUGAUAAGAAGUACAUCAUGGGGCCCAAGCUUUCUACUCUCGAUGCCACUGUCUUUGGACACUUGGCACAGGCAAUGUGGACCUUACCUGGGACAAGACCUGAGCGGCUGAUCAAAGGUGAGCUCAUCAACCUUGCCAUGUACUGUGAGAGGAUAAGGAGGAAAUUCUGGCCUGAGUGGCACCAUGAUGAUGACAACACCAUCUAUGAGUCUGAGGAGAGCAGCGAAGGGAGCAAAACCCACACGCCCCUGCUGGAUUUCAGCUUUUACUCAAGGACAGAGACCUUUGAAGAUGAGGGAGCAGAGAACAGUUUUUCCAGAACCCCAGACACGGAUUUCACCGGACACUCGCUCUUUGAUUCUGACGUGGACAUGGAGGACUACACAGACCACGAACAGUGCAAGUGACGUUCAGCCUUGCUGACCCUCUUCUGCCGGAGCGGCCACUCCCUGGGGUUGGUCCGAUUUCCCAGGUGGAAAUCCAUCUGAGCUGGGAGGAGAUCUUCGUGCUCGACACAGUUCUCACGAGCUAACUGGACGAUAGCAGCCUUAUUUCUUUUUGUACAAACGAGACACAGAACCAUUCGGAUGGCUCCAUUUAAAACAAACAGGCAAAAAGGAAAAAAAAAAAAAAGUCAGCAUGGUUCCUGAAAUCCAUUUUUGUUUUCAUUAGAAAACUAACACUGUGUGGCAGAGCAGGGGCAAGAGCAGAUUGUCUGCGGAUUGUGUCUAUGUAGAUCGUCUUCAACCCGAGGGCUUAUUUGUGAGCCGGAUUCUCGAACGUCCUUCACCCACCGGGGUUCCAAGUAAUGAGAGAAAUCAUCGGGGGAAAUGUCCAGGAGACAAAUAUCCUAUGGUGGCUGCUUGUAUUUUAUGUGUGUAUAUUGUAUGUUGAGAUAAUUCAAAUAAAAAUCCAUAGAUAUUCAGUGAACACCUACUAUGUGCAAAGCACUGUGCUAGGUGCUAAUCAGUAUAAGAUUUAUUCUCAGUCCUGCCAGUGACUAGCUGUGUGAUUUCGGGCGAGUCCCUUAAUUCUUGUGUGCCUCAUUCCCCCACCUGUAAGGUGGGGAUAACGAUACUCUCCACCUACCUACCUCACAGGGGUGUUGUGAGGAUUCAUGUGGUAGCACCUCUUGGAAGAGGUGUGACAUAAACACAACAUUUUAUUCUUUAUUGUGCUUCCUGCGUAUGAACAUUUGAGGGCAGAGGAAUUCCAUAUCCAGCCAACAGCAGCCACAGUCACUCGCCAAAGCCGAGCAGACGAAACACACGCAAAGGCGCAGUUAGGAUUCUGUCACCAUUCUUCUUUGUGAUCUUGCCUGAAUGGAAAUCUUUUGCUGAAAGACCGUUGAAAAUGCUUUCACAGAGCAUCGACAGCUACACACAGUCUUCAGUUCUGUGUAUUUGCAGACGUCUUUCUUCCGUUGCCUGACCGCACGCUGGAAUGUUGUCCUUUGUAGACUCCCGAGUGUUAAGUUGCCUGUGUUUGAUUUAUUUGAAGGGAAUAAAGCUCAGGAAUAUGA